AUGCAAGUUUUUUUAUUAACAUUGGCCACGAUUGAUGCACAAUUCCGUUGUCCCGAACCAAAGGGUUUCUUUCCUGAUUUGGAACAGUGCGAUCUUUAUUAUGCUUGCGUAGAUGGGAAACCGGAGGAAAAGCUUUGCAAAGAUGGCCUUGUAUUCAGGGACGAUAAUCCAAAAAAGGAACUUUGCGACAUACCGGCUAACGUUCCUUGCGGCGACAGAACUCUUUUGCAGGAACCGCAACCAAGUAAAGGAUGUCCAAGAGCAAACGGAUAUUUCAAACACGAGGAUCCAACAGCGUGCGACAGGUUCGUUAAUUGCAUCGAUGGUAUACCACAAACAAUGCCAUGUCCACCUGGUCUAAUUUACGAAGCGAAAAUGUCGAGUUGCGUUUGGCCGGCGGAUGCAAGUAGAUUAUGCGAGAAUGUUAAACGUGAUGUCCUUGACGACGGAUUUGUUUGUCCUGAUGGUGACGUGGCUGGUCCUUCAGGCCGGGUUUUACCACAUCCAACUUAUCCUCAUCCAGAAGACUGUGCCAAAUUUUAUAUAUGUAAAAAUGGGGUUGUACCACAAAAAGGACAAUGCGACAGUGGCACCGUUUACAACGAGGAAACUUUUAGGUGUACUGACCCUGAAAACGUCCCUGGAUGCGAGGAUUAUUUCAAGCGCAAAAACUAA
Molecule: messenger RNA, 675 nt
Organism: Polistes canadensis
Lineage: Eukaryota; Metazoa; Arthropoda; Insecta; Hymenoptera; Vespidae
Product: peritrophin-1-like
Exons: 4
Coding region: 1-675 (224 amino acids)
Cellular component (GO): extracellular region
Molecular function (GO): chitin binding
Source: RefSeq, a predicted model, not a curated record